AUGAAUGAUCAUCAACAAGAUCCUAUACCUUGGUUCAACACCUGGCCCGAUGUACCGGUGCGAGAAGAUGGGAUUAUUGCCAUGUCAUUUAAUACCACCACCAUGUCGUUAAUUCCAAACAAAGUCCCUUCUAAAAUGGAUCAGUUACUCUCUGAUGCAUUGCUCUUCCCUCCUCCUAAACCAGACACAGAACUGGAUGAUGGUAAAAAGAAGGACCCCUUGGCAAGUAAAGUCUGGAGAAUGUAUACCAAAGCAAAAGAUACCUUACCCAAUGGAUCUCGUAUGGAGAACCUUACUUGGCGUAUGAUGGCAAUGACACUCACUAAAAAGAAGCUUGCCGAACAAGCUGCUGAAGAAGCUGCUGAACAGUCUAACAAGAUAUCGAAAGAUGCUAUGGAUAUAGAUCAUACAACACCUCCUUCUGCUGACGAUACCACCACUUUACUAUCUUCUUCGGCUCCGCCUUACUCCAUGGAUAACAUGUACAAAGAUUCAAACGUGCUUGUUUCCGGUAUGCGGGCUUCCGAUCAUCAUCAACUAAGUCAUGUACCCCGCUACACACCUGUCAAAAGAAGAUCAGACUUUAACACCCAAAUCAAUAGUAUAACAAUCCCCUCACUACAUGAAGAACCUGUUGAUCAAUAUUCAUUGGACGAGGAAGAUUUUAAUCAUUUCAGUCAAUCCGUACCCUCAAGGUCCUAUUUUAUGCAUAAUAGUCAAAACACGAGUCCAAUCACUACACCUACUUUAUUACAACAUGGACAAUACCAUCACCCCACAUCGCCCUUAAAUACAGACGGUUCCUUCUAUUUCGAGUCUUCUUCACCACAACAUUAUCAACCUCAAGAGCCAUUGAUGACCAACGCUGGCAGUUUGAGCUUUGAGGAUAUUUUAAAUGUUUAUUACAACAAUAAUACAACAAGACCUCCAGAUUUAGCCAUGAUGAACUUACAUUUAUCGUCAGCAAAUGAAUCUGCAGCUUCCUCUCCGCCUUCUGCUUCCUCGCCUCAUUCGAUGUCGAGUUCUGAUUAUCAUAGCCAAGACGAUGAGAUUGAUGCUGACUAUGUAAAAAAGAAGAAGUCCAAAUCCAACCGACAACAUCCAGCAUGUUCAGUAAAGACACAAUGUUCGAAUUGUCAAACCACAACCACACCACUUUGGCGUCGAGAUCCACAAGGCCACCCGUUAUGUAACGCAUGUGGUCUCUUUUUAAAAUUGCACGGUGCGGUUCGACCACUUAGUUUAAAAACCGACAUCAUCAAGAAACGUAACCGAACUAGUACAACACAUAUAAAACAACAACAACAGCAACAACAGCCUCAGCAGCAACAACAAAAGCCGAAAAAAGCCGAAACGAAGGAUGAAAAGAUACUGAUUGAUAGACGAAAUACGGUACAUAUUGCGCCUCAACGACCAAGUUUAAUUAAAAGGCAAAGGCGUACAUCAGAAAUGGCACCUCCGUUUUUGAAAAGUACAUCACCAGUGCCGCCGCUACUACCACCGUCUCAACAGCAGCAGCAGCAGCAGCAACAUAAUCAACAACAUUCACAACAGCAACAGCUUCAGCAGCUUCAGCAGCAACAGCAACAGCUACAGCAAUCUCAACCUCCAGCUGAGACAAACGCUGCAGUAUACGCCAUUUUAGAAUCGGUUGGUAUCCAUUUAAAUAGUUUACCCGUUGAAUUGUUACCUUUGAUUGCAUCUGCAGCAAAUUAUCAUGCUGCUAAUAAACGACAACAAUCUGAUUCCAACAUGUUGAACAAUGUAUUAUAUCCAGAGGAUAAUUCUCACUAUGCUCCAUAAAUGAAAUCAAAAACACAUAUACACAUUAUGCCUUAUGCCCCCAAACAAAUGAUUUAUGACUAUAAUAAAUGCUGCUCCGUUUUUUUAUAUAUAU
Messenger RNA from Mucor mucedo, 1897 nucleotides. Its product is annotated as global nitrogen regulator protein. Gene Ontology annotation, biological process: positive regulation of transcription by RNA polymerase II; negative regulation of transcription by RNA polymerase II. Bases 1 to 1803 code for a protein of 600 amino acids. The transcript has 4 exons. The record is from RefSeq and is a predicted model, not a curated record. NCBI's taxonomy places the organism in Eukaryota, Fungi, Mucoromycota, Mucoromycetes, Mucorales, Mucoraceae. Gene Ontology annotation, molecular function: zinc ion binding; DNA-binding transcription factor activity, RNA polymerase II-specific; RNA polymerase II cis-regulatory region sequence-specific DNA binding.